AUGGUUGGAUGUCAAAUUUCCCGGAUGAUGGCCAAAGGCUUUUCAUACAUCUUUAUACAAGAAAAGCUUGAGAAAGUCACUGAAGCUGGAAAAACAAGCACCAAAACAUUUACUUCGGGUAAAGAAGGAAAGAGCUUCAUCCAUCACAAACAUCCAUCGGUUUUUGUUCCGACAUUAUCUCCACCGGUUGAAGUGAUGCUCCGUGCACUCGAGUUAUUUCUGCCACGUGGGCUUCAAGUUGAGAAAACCAUCAAAAUUUCUAAUAUUCAAUACCUUGAGGUGGCUUUAUUCAAAUUCCAAUGGCACAGAUUGUGUAAACCAAUAGGGAUUAGAUUGUUGUCACCGCUUCUUCUUUCGCUUAUUCCUCCUCCACCGCUUUUCUACGUCAGUUGCCUUCUCCUUUUGCUUAUCUGCUUACCUGACCACGCCCAAUCAGGCCCUUUACCUCAAUCCUCUGAUUCCCCCUCAUCCCCACCGAUAUCGUACAUUUCUCCCUCCGGUAACUCAAUCUCCCCGGGUAUGCUCCCACAUCCCCGUCAUCUCUCUCACCUACGUCAAGGUGGACUGGGCAACAGUUUUGAAGAAACCGUUUGCAGCUUGAAGCUAAGGGAGACCAUCGAUAACCCCACCCACGCCGACUUCGUAAACCCACAAGCCGACAGGAUUUCAAACCUCAACAGCUUCAAAUUCCCCGUUCUCCCGGCCCCGGGCUUUCAUCAAGAAACCUUCAAUUAUAGUCGAUGUCUCAGGGCUCAAACAAUCUUGAAGUCUUCUAAGACUGUACCGAUCAAACAAGAGAAAGUUCCAAAAAUUUGGAAUGUAGCAUCCCAACAACCUUCAAUGAAGAUGAACCAUUGA
This is a messenger RNA of Lactuca virosa, 858 nucleotides long. The record is from the annotation of a GenBank genome assembly. NCBI's taxonomy places the organism in Eukaryota, Viridiplantae, Streptophyta, Magnoliopsida, Asterales, Asteraceae.